Pteronotus mesoamericanus is the source of this 1362-nucleotide messenger RNA. RefSeq names its product fibroblast growth factor 2 (gene FGF2). Gene Ontology annotation, cellular component: cytoplasm; nucleus. The record is from RefSeq and is a predicted model, not a curated record. Gene Ontology annotation, molecular function: growth factor activity; fibroblast growth factor receptor binding. Gene Ontology annotation, biological process: positive regulation of MAP kinase activity; animal organ morphogenesis; cell differentiation. Lineage: Eukaryota; Metazoa; Chordata; Mammalia; Chiroptera; Mormoopidae.
AUGGUCAAAACCUGCUCCGACACAGGGCCCCACCCCCCACUUGUGAGCCCUCUGCUUGUUGGAGGUGGACGGUUUCCCGGCGCUGAAACGCGGGCCCGGAGAGACCACGGCGAGCAAGCUGCGUUUAAGCUUCCGAAGGCUGAGUCACGGCCGGCCGCGCACUGCAGCUCGGCCGCGCGGAGACAGGCUGAACGCGGCCGCCCUCGCGCGCCUGCGUGCUGCGGCCCGAGCGCCCGGCCCCAAAGCGCGGCGCGGGCAGGGGGCGGCGCGCGCGGAGGGCGGGGAGCUGCGCGUGGGGUGGUGGGUGCCGGGGGCGGGGAUGUAGAAGUGGUGACGACGAGCCCCGCGUGCCAGAGCGGCGGACGCGCUUCCCGCGGCUGCACCCGGUCGGGGCCCUCCGGAGAGCGGCUGCCGCGGAGACUCCGAGCGCAGACCCGUGCUCCCGGGACACCGGCCGCCCGCGCGCCGGGGCCGCCGGGGAGGGCAGGGCCGAGCGGCGCGAGGCUGGGGGCCCGCGGGCGCGGCCGAGCGCCGCCGGGCGGGAGGCUGGGGGGCCGGGGCCGGGGCCGGGGCCGCGCCUCGGAGCGAGUCGGGGGCCGAGGCCGAGGGGCGGCGGCUCCUCGCGCGGCGCCAGGGGCUCGGGGACCCCGGCAGGGCCCCGGUGGGGCCAUGGCCGCCGGGAGCAUCACCACGCUGCCCGCCCUGCCGGAGGACGGCGGCAGCGGCGCCUUCCCGCCCGGCCACUUCAAGGACCCCAAGAGGCUCUACUGCAAAAACGGGGGCUUCUUCCUGCGCAUCCACCCCGACGGCCGAGUGGACGGGGUCCGAGAGAAGAGCGACCCACACAUCAAACUGCAGCUCCAAGCCGAGGAGAGAGGGGUCGUGUCCAUCAAAGGAGUGUGCGCCAACCGCUAUCUCGCCAUGAAGGAGGAUGGCCGGCUGCUGGCUUCCAAAUGUGUUACGGACGAGUGUUUCUUUUUUGAACGGUUGGAAUCCAAUAACUACAACACUUACCGGUCAAGGAAAUACUCCAGCUGGUACGUGGCCCUGAAGCGGACUGGGCAGUACAAACUGGGACCCAAAACAGGACCUGGCCAGAAAGCCAUACUUUUCCUACCGAUGUCUGCUAAGAGCUGAUCUCGAUGCCCCUGUCUGAUCUCACUGCGCGCAAAAGAAGAGGUGUAUCGUUACUGAGGACUUUGUAAAAGAGGACUUUGUUACUGAGAAGGAAAGGAGAUGUAUACAGCUCUCUGCUCAGUUUGGAUAACUGGUCAGGUAACCCUUUAUCUAAUAGUCACAUAUUUAACCAUUGCCUUACUAAAGAAAAACAAGAAUUCCUGGAAAAUGUAUAAAUUUCCACCU